This is a messenger RNA of Mollisia scopiformis, 2542 nucleotides long. RefSeq lists its product as uncharacterized. The coding region runs from base 1 to 2403 and encodes 800 amino acids. Gene Ontology annotation, cellular component: membrane. Gene Ontology annotation, molecular function: acyltransferase activity, transferring groups other than amino-acyl groups. The transcript has 2 exons. Gene Ontology annotation, biological process: polysaccharide biosynthetic process. The record is from RefSeq and is a predicted model, not a curated record. NCBI's taxonomy places the organism in Eukaryota, Fungi, Ascomycota, Leotiomycetes, Helotiales, Mollisiaceae.
AUGGGGCGCCUCAAAUGGGUGGACGGCUUGCGCGGAAUCGCAGCUGCUAUUGUAGCCUUUGACCACUUCUUCAUGAGCGAUGUUUGGCACCCCUUUAUCUCUUUUUGGACCGAACCGCCCGAGGGAAACCGUCAUCUGGUUCAACUGCCGCCUCUCCGAAUUCUCUUUGCUGCCCAUGGGAUGGUAACCUUAUUUAUGGUCAUCUCUGGGUAUGCCAUCUCUAUCAGCCUCCUGAAAGCAAGGAGUAGCCCCCAAUUCUUGGAACGUAUGUCGUCCGCCAUCGUGCGCCGGGUUUUUCGCAUCUAUCUUCCGGUUCUGGUGACAGCCAGUCUCGCCCAGUUUCUCUACUUUUUCAACCUUUUUCACUGGAAAUUUGAUGAGGAGUUUCUCGGUCGCCUUCCCCAACCCUGGACCGCACCGUGGGCUCACGUCAAGGUUGUAAUGAGCUUCAUGGCCGACUCUAUCAACAUCAUCGCUUUCGUGUAUCGCGGCUGCCUAAAUGGUCAGCUGUGGACCAUGCCAAUGGAAUUCCGAGGGUCAAAUGUCGUCUACCUUCUCAUCAUCGGCCUCUCAUCGUGGCGGCAGAAGCCGAGAUUCUACAUUCUCCCAAUUACCGCAACUUUCUUCCUUUGGUAUGGCAACUGGGAUGUUUUUGGCUUCAUCUGGGGGCUUUGGCUAGCCGAGAGGGCAGCUACUUCUUCGGUCUCAAGUUCAGAUCUCAAUACUGAAAUGGAGAUGGGAGAGUAUGAAGACAGGCCUCACUCACUUCUCACCUCGUCCCCAAGUCUCAGCUUAUGGCGAGAGAAGGACUGGUACAGCGGCCUGGAAAUGGGGAAGUACCUCACUCUCUCGCACAUAGGGCCCGCAUUCACAUUCGUCAUGGGCUACUACCUUCUUUGCCUUGGACUGGACGGUCAUUUGCCGCCAGGAUACCAAUUUCUCUCCGUCUUCCAGCCAGCACACUGGGCGAACGAUUGGGAUAUAUCACACAUGUGCUGGAAAUCUAUCGGAUCAGCCAUGCUCGUCUACGCAAUCGGGGAAUUGCCGUGUCUGCAACAACCACUCAACACUCGUCCAGCCCAGUAUCUGGGUAAGAUCUCGUUCGCGUUAUAUCUACUCCAUGAGACUAUUUACCAGUUGUGGAGGGAUCCAUUACGUGAUUUUGUUUAUUUGAUGGUGAGCGGGAAGGAGUAUGGGAAUAGUGGGGAGGCAUUGAAUGAUCCGUUCUCGUUUCAUGUCGCUUGGUGGACGACAGGUGUUGUACUGGGACCAGUAGUUGUGUAUACUGCGCAUUAUUAUACAAUAUUUGUGGACAACAGCAUCUUCGAGCUUGCCGCCGCGGAUAUCCAACCUCGCAUCGUCGAAGUCUUCUGGAAAAAUGGAAAGCUAUGCUCCAAGACUCCGCCUCCACCGUUGCUCCAUGUCUGCCAUAUCUCUCGACAGGUGUUGCUGAAGAUAUACAAGCCUUGGCUUCCGCGGUUCAAGGGAACAAAGGCGCAUCAGCCAUAUGAGAAGCUGGUCAAACGAAAAGAGUUGGACAGCGAGCAUGUUUAUAUCAGCUUGGAGCACGAUAUACUGGUUCUUCCUGGUCGAUGCGAACUUGGAUUGAUCCCACGACUACAUUUGCGCCGCUUGACCUUCGACUUGUCCGGCCGGGUGAAGACUCAAGGGGUGAAAGCAUUUCUCACGAAGUUCAAGAGCCUUCGAAAGGUUGCGUUCUUCGACAGCAAAAACGACCCGACCAGGUUAAGCUACAAAAUUAACGUGAUCAGAGAAUGCAUGGAUCGAUUCGCCGCAGAGCAGCGACAGAUCGACCCUAAUCACGUCGCGCCUGAGUUGGUUAGUGCAAGUUAUCUGGAUCUAUAUGACCCCGCUUGGCUACAGCUCACAGCAUUCGAGUCUUGGGAGUGGAUGCGAUACAAAUACUCUGAUGGAUUUGCUCUUCCUACCGUACUUCCCGACCUACGACUUGUACGACCUCAACCGAGAAUUGCAGCUUGCAACGGAUACACUGUGGUAAAGGCACGGUUGACAAUCUCGAAGAAGCGGGAUCGAGACAGUGAUCUGGUGGAGGAGAAUACCGGCAAAAGAUACCGGCUCGGAACAGCAACCACGACAAAACCUGGAAGAGCGCGACCGCACAAAGAGGCCGUUGAUAUAUCUGGCAACAGCACAGGUAGAGCAAAUACACAAACCCCAAAGAAAGUCAAAAAGCACAUCGAAUUGCUCGAUCUUUCUCCGCACGCUCAAGCCGCCGAACCUCGGGGUCAACCAGACGCACUCUCAAGCCCUAUUGCAAAGUUCAACAAUCCUUUUGAUGAUUGGGAUGAUGCGCCCUUGAGUCCCAUUGCAAAAUUCAAGAAUCCUCUCGACGAUUGGGACGACAUGCCAUGGUCCCUUUGAGGAGACAUCGGCGAGUCUAAAACCUACAAGCCGAUGGUCCUUCCCGAUUUGUCAAGCGAAGAUUUAACCUUAGUUCUGGAUGCGGAAAGUGCGCCUGACUUGACUAGGGAAAAUAUCUCGGCACCACAAGUAUUUCUCC